Acytostelium subglobosum LB1 is the source of this 330-nucleotide messenger RNA. RefSeq lists its product as hypothetical. Gene Ontology annotation, molecular function: 4-alpha-hydroxytetrahydrobiopterin dehydratase activity. Lineage: Eukaryota; Evosea; Eumycetozoa; Acytosteliales; Acytosteliaceae. The record is from RefSeq and is a predicted model, not a curated record. Gene Ontology annotation, biological process: tetrahydrobiopterin biosynthetic process. The annotation marks the transcript as partial. The transcript is spliced from 2 exons.
ACAAGUAACAGAUACAAACAACAACAUAUAAACAUUAUGGCACCUACAUUGUUGACUCAAGAGGAGAGAACUACUUUGCUCCCAACCAUCUCUGGUUGGACAAUGGACCCAUCAGGAAGAGACGCCAUCAAGAGAACCUUUACCUUCAAGGACUUUGCUGAGGCUUUCUCUUUCAUGACUCGCACUGCUAUCGUUGCUGAGAAGAUGGAUCAUCACCCAGAGUGGUUCAACGUCUACAACAGAGUUGAGGUUACUUUGGCCACUCAUGACUGCAGUGGACUGUCAAAGAAUGAUAUCACUUUGGCCAAGGCUAUGGACAGCUUCUACUGC